Molecule: messenger RNA, 3481 nt
Organism: Scleropages formosus (Asian bonytongue)
Lineage: Eukaryota; Metazoa; Chordata; Actinopteri; Osteoglossiformes; Osteoglossidae
Gene: kdm1b
Product: lysine demethylase 1B
Exons: 21
Coding region: 348-2882 (844 amino acids)
Molecular function (GO): zinc ion binding; oxidoreductase activity; protein binding
Source: RefSeq, a predicted model, not a curated record
UGCUAUAUAUCAGUAUCACUCCUGGUUAUUAUUUUAUAUAAUAUAAUAUAAUAAUGUUAUGUAUAAUCAGUUUCUAUUUAUGUGAACAUGAAAUUACAGUCUCUAGUAUUAUUAAAUGUAGAACACAUUGGGAAUCUAGCAGGAUAGCGGAAAUUAUUUCACACUGUAUAUUUAUAGAACGCGGUGAAGUCAUGAAAUGAUGGUGCGGGCCUUUGUUGUUCAGUUGGAAUUGUACUCAAUUAAACAUUGUGAUUAAUUAACUUUGUUCCACUUAGAGAAAACCUUGUCAUUAACUCAAUUCUCUCAUAGAUGCUUUUAUAAAGUCUACCACAGUGAUUUACCCAUUUAUGCAGCAGGGCAUUCUUACUGUAUGCAUUCAGGACUGCGCAAUCAGCGUAUCGGGUUCGAGAGGGAGGGCAAAGACGAGGCCAGCGGUCAUGGAACCAGCCUCAGUGGCAGAGAACCAACCCAUCCGCUCUUCUGGGAGGCAGGUCAACGUAAGGGUGAAGCGCUGCAACAACACUCCGAGUGGACAGUCUAAAAGGAAAGCAGUUGACACAGAGGAAGAGGAAGACCAGUCUGAGAAGAAGUACAGGAAGUGUGAGAAGGCAGGGUGUUCGGCCACAUAUCCGGUGUGUUUUGCCAGUGCUUCUGAAAGGUGUGCCAAGAACGGCUACACCUCGAGAUGGUACCACUUGUCCUGUGGAGAGCACUUUUGCAACGAAUGCUUUGAUCACUAUUACAGAAGCCAUAAAGAUGGCUACGAGAAAUAUGCCAGCUGGAAGAGGGUGUGGACAGGCAAUGGAAAAAGUGAGCCCAGUCUGAAAGCUUUCAUGGCUGAUCAGCAACUUCCAUACUGGGUUCAGUGCACCAAAUCAGACUGCAGAAAGUGGCGUCAGCUUACCAAGGAGAUCCAACUCACCUCAUCGCUGGCAAUGACAUAUCGCUGUGGAAUGAAGUUCAACAAUGUUAAGAAUGAGGGUCCCGACCAGUGCUCCCAGCCAGAGGAUAUGAGAGUGGCCGAAGUGAUUGACAGCUGGUGGCACUCCAUGCUCAUCUUGCCCCCACUGCUUAAGGACAGCCCAGCCAGCCCUUUCCUCAUCGCCUACUAUCCCGACUGCGUAGGCAUGAGCCCCUCAGGGUCACCCAGCAACAUCCCUCUCAGCGAGUUGAAGGCAGAGCACCUGAGGGUUAUCCAGCCACAGAUUCCAGGGCUGUGCCCGUACUUCCAGCCCUUCUAUCAGCCCAAUGAGUGCGGCAAGGCUCUGUGUGUCCGUCCUGACAUGAUGGAGCUGGACGAGCUGUAUGAGUUCCCCGAGUUCUCCCGCGACCCCACCAUGUACCUCGCGCUGCGCAACCUCAUCCUGGCCUCCUGGCAUAGAGACUGCAAGGAGGUGUUGACAGCCCAGAAGUGUGCGGCCCAUAUCAUCGUGCGGGGGCUGGUGCGGGUUCGCUGCGUGCAGGAGCUCGACAGGGUGCUCUGCUUUAUGACCAGGAAGGGCCUGAUCAAUACUGGAGUGCUGUCUGUCAAAGAGCCCCUGCUACCCGAGCCCUACCGCAACAAGAAGGUGGUUGUCAUUGGAGGCGGAGCUUCAGGGUUGGCUGCAGCCCGGCAACUGCAGAACUUUGGCAUGCAAGUAGUGGUCCUGGAGGCCAGGGACCGGAUCGGGGGGAGGGUCUGGGACGACACUUCGAUGGGACUGGCCGUGGGGCGAGGGGCCCAGAUUGUGAAUGGCUGCGUCAACAACCCAAUCGCAUUAAUGUGUGAGCAACUGGGCAUUAAGAUGCACAAGCUGGGUGACAGAUGUGAUCUGAUCCAGGAGGGAGGGCGAACCACAGACCCCACCAUCGAUAAGCGCAUGGAUUUCCACUUCAAUGCCAUCCUUGAUGUGGUGUCAGAGUGGAGGAAAGACAAAUCCCAGCAGCAGGAUAUGCCUUUGGGAGAAAAGAUACAAGAGGUCUACAAAGCUUUCCUCCAGGAGUCUGGGAUUCAGUUCACUGACCUGGAAGAGAAGGUGCUACAGUUCCAUCUCAGUAACCUGGAGUUCGCUUGCGGCAGCAGCCUGGAUCAGGUGUCUGCGCGCUCCUGGGAUCACAAUGAGUUCUUUGCCCAGUUCUCUGGGGACCAUACACUGUUCACUCAGGGCUACUCUUCCGUGCUGAACAAGCUUGCCGAGGGCCUCGACAUCCGUCUCAAUACUCCGGUCCAGACCAUUGAUUACUCAGGGGAAUUGGUCAAAAUCAUGUCAUCCAGUGGGACCCAGUGGACGGCACAAAAAGUGCUGGUCACAGUCCCGUUGGCUUUGCUUCAGAAGAACACUAUCCAGUUUAACCCUCCUCUUCCCGAACGGAAGCUGAAGGCAAUUCACAGUCUUGGUGCGGGAAUUAUUGAGAAGAUUGCCUUGCAGUUCCCGUACCGGUUUUGGGACAGCAAGAUUCAGGGCUCUGAUUAUUUUGGCCACAUUCCUCCCGGUCCAGAAAACAGAGGGAUGUUCGGUGUGUUUUACGACAUGGAUCCAAAGAGAGAGCAAUGUGUGCUGAUGUCAGUCAUCACAGGAGAUGCCGUAGCCACCAUCAGGGAUAUGGAAGACAGCCAAGUGGCAAACCUAUGCAUGAAAGUACUGCGUGAGCUGUUCAGAGAGCAGGAGGUGCCAGAGCCAGUGAAGUACUUUGUGACCCACUGGAGCAAAGACGUGUGGUCUCAGAUGGCGUACAGCUUUGUCAAGACGGGGGGUAGUGGGGAGGCCUAUGAUAUCAUCGCUGAAGAAGUUCUCGGAAAAUUGUUCUUUGCUGGAGAGGCCACCAAUCGGCACUUCCCUCAGACAGUUACAGGAGCCUAUCUGAGUGGCAUACGGGAGGCCAGUAAAAUGGCAGCUUUAUAACCGUCUGCAAGAAGCAGCCAAGAUCAGAUCAAGAUCACAAUACAUUUUGAAGGGUGCGUGGCUGCACUGGAGCUUGUCCAAAUGUCAGCAAGUCGGUACUAAUCAACAAUGGAAAAGAUAAUAAUCUGUUCAUAUUUUAUUCGAGUGGAAUAUUGUUGAAAUGCAAUCUUUUUUUUUAAUAAUGAGGAGUUCUAUUAAAAUUUUCAUUGUAGUAAGAGCACUUAUUGUUUAUUAAUCGUGGAGAGUAUGUAUGGUAAACAACUGUUUGCACAAAAAAUGCAUAGGUACGUUUUUAUGGUUUAUUUAUGGGUUAUUUAAUUAAGGCUACAAAACUGAAUUGGUGACAGUACCUUACCUUAUCUCUCCUCAGAACAAACACCUUUCCUACUCUGACACAUUUGGUGUAUUCUCAUAUGUUUCGUGAUCAAGAAACUGUUUAAAAGUUUAUAGUGUUGCAGUUAUUUCAGGUUUUUUCAUUAAAAUUCUUAAAGUAUGCAGAAUUUAUCCUGUGAGUUAUAAUUUCUAAUGUAGCCUAUUUAAUAUUUUUUGUUACAUGUGUUUUUAUAUAGGGGGGCGCGGUGGCGCAGUGGGUUGGACCA